Messenger RNA from Caenorhabditis auriculariae, 3726 nucleotides. The record is from the annotation of a GenBank genome assembly. Lineage: Eukaryota; Metazoa; Nematoda; Chromadorea; Rhabditida; Rhabditidae.
AUGCUGCGGAUAGCCCUCGCUUGUCUGGUGGCCUCGGUAGCCGCCAUUCCGGUAGACAACAACGUCGAAGGAGAGCCGGAGAUCGAAUGCGGCCCGACAUCCAUCACUGGUUCAUUCGAAGGUCCCAACUUUCUCAGCCUAGACUUUCAUUGCAGUCAACUUCAACACAAGAAACGCUUUCGAAGGACACGUCUACGUGAAAGGACUUUUCGACCAACAAGAAUGCCGGAACGACGAAGGCGGACGUCAGGUACCCACAAGCUCUUCCAGAGACUUCGAUGAGGCUAUUAUUUUAGGUGGCCGGCAUCGAACUGCCCUUCGACACGUGCAACGUCGCUCGCACUCGGUCCCUCAAUCCCAAAGGAGUUUUCGUCUCAACCACCGUCGUCGUUUCUUUCCAUCCUCAGUUUGUCACCAAAGUCGAUAGGUGAGAAUCGAGAAUUUUUGUCACGAGUGAAUCAGACUGACUGAAUCCGAGCUAUAUCCAAUAUCCACGAUUAAUUCAGAGCUUAUCGUAUCCAAUGCUUCUACAUGGAGUCCGACAAGACUGUCUCCACUCAGAUUGAAGUUUCCGAUUUGACGACUGCCUUCCAGACCCAGGUGAAAAAUUUUCAAAUUAGCUUUUAAAUAAGCAGCCGAGUUGCAAAUAUUGAAGGUAGUUAUGAACUAAUUUCAGGUCAUGAACUCAUUUUAUGAAAAGUUAGACUCAGACGGUAGUUUCAAAAGAACACAAUUUGAAAGCGAGGCGUUCUAACCAGAACAAAAAUGAAAAUAAAUGAAUUCGACUUUUUUAUUGGAUGAAAGUUCUUUAGGGAACGUAUCAGCAAAUUUUUAUGAAAUAAUCAAACUGUGAAUUUUUUGAUGCGCUUGUGAUAUUUUUUUUUCUUAGACGUAAUUGUGAAGAUAAAAAAAGGAUUUUAUUGUAAUAACUUUUCACCUGGCUUUCAGGUAGUGCCAAUGCCAAUUUGCAAAUACGAGAUCUUGAACGGAGGCCCGACUGGGGAGCCUGUGCAGUUUGCCACCAUUGGACAACAGGUACGAGUUUUUGAUGAUACUUCUUGGAUAUCAGUGUGCUCUCUAACGGGCUCCAGAAAAGAGAAUUGAAGAAAUGUUCAAUAUAUUGAUUGGCUAAUAAUUUUCGAUUUCUUUUUAAAAACUGGCUAAACGGAUAUUUAAAAAGUAAUUUGUUUUUCCAUGAAAUUUUUUUAUUAGAAAGUAGAAAUGUUUAUGCCUUGUUCGAAAUGACUCUACGAAAUUCAAGAUAGUCGUCAGAGUGUGAAAAAUUUUUUUUUGAAGAGUCUGAGAUGAUUUAGAAUUUCGUCGGAAAUACUUUGGACACGCCAUCAAAGAAUGAUCUUAUAAUCGUACUUGAUAUGAAUCACGGCUUGCCAGGUCUAUCACAACUGAAAAACUUUUAAGGAAAAAAGGCGUUUUUAUACUGAUUACAAAUAAAAGCUCAGAAAUGAGGUCAGUGAAAAAAAUUACGACCGUUAAAGCGUUAAAGAAAUAUCCCCAUUUUAUUAAGUCAAGUUUUGAAUUCAAGGAUGAAAGUUUUUUGAAUGUCACGAUAAAAGGGAUACUUUUCUGAUGUUUUUUGGCCCCGGUUCUAACAGGACAAAUAGUGCGAAAUAGCAGAGGUGGAAGAAAUGAGGGGCCCUCCCGGGCGCAACAUGCCCGCCUCAGCCAUCAGGCCUCUGAGAAGAAAUGAGCCGCGUCAUUAUGUGUCGAUGGCGUAUAAUACCACGUUGCAAAAAGUAGGGCGAAAAUGGUCAUUUUUUUGUUCAUUUUUUUCAUUAAAUCGUGGAUUUCGCAAUUUAUUCAAUAAUUUUUUUAAUUUUUUUCAGUGGAUAUGAUGUCCAGUUGAACUUUUUCAUGUGAAGUACGGUUAUAUUUGUUCUUUUCUUCAGGCGAAAUGUUCCAGAUUUAUGGUUACGAACCCGCUGACUAGUGAGAGAAUAAAUUACCGUGAUCAUUAAAUUGGAAGUUCAAAAAACCUUGUUUUAAAGCUUCGAAAACAACGAUUUUACAAGAUUUUAGAAGAUUCCAAUUUUUGCGCGUUCUUUUUCUUCCAAUGGCGUUUUUUCGCCAUCGCGGUUUCGGCCCCGGGCGCCCUGGGCAGCGACUUAUCAAGAAAUGGCCAUGGCGGCCUACGUCGGUUUAGAAAUGUAAACGUUUGAAAACGCUUAGGGGCGCCAUUUCUCCACCUCUGCGAAAUAGUGUGGAUUUGAUUUUUCAAAAAUUCAAGUUUGAGAGACUAUAAAGUUUUAAGUACUUACCGGCAAAUUUGACGUUCUCUCAAAAUCGAAUUGCGGCAUCUAGUGAACUUUUUAUAAUUUAGAAGUUUUGAUGUGAGCCGAAAACAUUGCCUCGUUAUUCAAGAGAGCUGAAUCUUAAAUUUAAACACAAUAAUUAGAUAAACGAAAGUUUAUGAACAUAAUGCGUUUCAAAGAUAAAGAGAUUAAAAAGUUCAAUUGAAAGCGAAGACCAGGUGUUGAUCAGUUCGAGAAGAAAACUCACUCCCGAAAACGUAAUCUACUGAAAUCUUAACGACUACUGCUCCAGGUCUAUCACAAAUGGACUUGCGACUCCGAGACCAUCGACACUUUCUGCGCCGUCGUCCACUCCUGCACCGUCGACGAUGGAAACGGCGACACUGUCCAGGUACUUGGCCACAUUUCAUCGAUAUUUAUAAUUUCGCCCAAUCUCUAAGAUCCUCGACGAGAACGGCUGUGCUCUCGACAAGUUCCUGCUCAACAACUUGGAGUACCCCACUGACCUCAUGGCUGGACAGGUUUUGUUUUGUUAGACCGAUUUCUAAAAAAAAGUUCUUCCAAUAUGAAACAUUUACACCUCUUUCCCAUAAAUGUGUAACAAAAAGUUUUAGGAGGCUCACGUCUACAAAUACGCCGAUCGCUCUCAGUUGUUCUACCAGUGCCAAAUCAGCAUCACAAUCAAGGUUCGAAAGUUCUAGCUGAAGUCUUUUUAUAUUACUUUCACACUCACUUCGAGUCAUAAUUUUUUUUUUUGCAAAAAAAACUGUUAGUUUUCAACAUUUCUGAGCUUGUCUUGUAUGGUGUUUCAAUGUUUUUCGAAAACAGAAUGCGUAGAGCAUCUCAAGUGUCUCAUAGAUUUUAAUAAGCGAACUAUUUUUUUUUUGAGUAUUUUAAUCUGACGCAGUGAUUUCGAUAACAAAAUUCUCCAUAAAGGAGAGCAUAGUUAGCAUGGAAAUUGAGCAUCACAGUUUUUUUUUUAUAAACGUUUCCUUCACUUAUAAUUUCGAAUCGAGAACAAUAACAAGCUACAAGAAUAAUCCAGUGAAAGUCUUAUGUUUAUACUAUGUUUUCAUCCCAAACCAGAAACUGAUGGACUUUGCAGGAACCUCACUCGGAGUGCGCGCGACCUCAAUGCGGCGAGCCUCAAGGCUUCGGGGCCCUGCGACAGAACCACACGGCGCAGUUCUUCCGCGUGCUGAAGAAACGUUCCGUCGAGUUCGAGAACGUCCUCGACGUACGAGCCGAGCUGACGGCGCUCGAGGUGCUCGACGGUGACCUGCCCUCGUUGCCGUCGGCGCAGGCGUUGAUCGCUCAGCCAACGUCUUUUGACACCGAGGCCGUCUGCAUGUCCCUCCACAGCAUGAGUGUCCUUAUUGCCUUCCUCGCCGCCCUUAUGAUUGUCUCAGUGGUUGUAACUUACCUGUGCGUUCGUGUCAAGAAGUUCUCGCCUUAG